CUUUCUCAGGACACGAGAGAUGGUUGAGGAGCGGAGGCUAGAAAAAUGCACUGAAACCCAAAACAGCUUUAAUAUUUUACAGCCCUUUUGACAUUGACUCUGGUUUUAUUUUGGAGAUGAGGGAGUUUUUGUUUUGUAUUUGUUUUGUGUUUUUUUUGUAGUAUGUAUUAUAUGUUGCUUUUGUUUUGAACUCACAACACAAGCGGCGGCAGCUUCAGAGUAAGAUUUUAUUUUUUUGUGUGACCCACAUACCUGAUGAAGAUGUGGUCUAUGAAGGUCAUCAUCCUCCUCCUGUUCUGCUAUGCUUGUCUUUCAACUGGCAACAAGAGAGUGUAUUUUGUCUCCAGAAACUUUCACAACGAGCUCCGCUGGGACCCCAUGACACUGGCCUUCCCUGGACAAAAAGUCCUCUAUACCGUCCGGUACUGGAGUGAUGCUGAGGAGCAGCCGUUCCAGGUAAAAGAAGAGUGUCAGAACAUCACUGCUUUGUCCUGUGACCUGACUGCAGAGACCCCAUCGCUUCAUGAUGUUCACUACCGUGCUCAGGUGUACGCCAACGGUCGAGUGUACAACAGCACCAACAGGUUCAAACCUAUAGCAGAGACUAUUUUUGGUCCGCCCACGUUGUCAACCUACACAACAGUGUCAUCCUUGCAUGUUAAUGUCACCCUGCCGUUGGGGCCGAAUGGAGUUUCCGUUGCGGACAUCAUCACCAGAAGCAUAAAAGGGCCCUCCAAAGUUGCAUUAGUUUAUACCUUAAAAAUCACCUACCCAAAGUGGGCUGUGCUGGUCAACAAGUCCACAACUGGCCGGUUUGUCAUCAACUUGAAGAACAACCAAACCAAGUACUGCGGCAACGUGAUCUACAAGCCUCUUACUGAGCAUGGUCGCCCAGGGAGUGAGAGUGCUCCGUUCUGUGUCACACUGCCAGGUGACCCUCUGAAGUUCUUGCCAUGGCUUCUCGUGAGUGCUGCUCUUCUGACGGCCAUAAUUAUAACCUCAGUUGUGUGUAUGUGCAACUACAUAAAGGGUGGAAAGGAGGAGAGCUUGCCACCGCCAUUGGUAACCACUAUCAGCAGCCCACCCAGAGUACUGUAUCCAGAUAGGAAUAUCAUCAUUUCCAAACUGGAGUUCUACGUUCAAAGUGAACAAACUGUUUACGCGACGAUCCGGGCGAAGCCAAAUAUGCCCUCAGUUGGGACUGGAGGUUAUUCCCCUCAGGACAUCCCCUACCAAGCCAAACAAGGCAGCACUGGCUUCUCUGUGAGCACAGGUGGACACAGUCCGACCCCAAAUACUGAAGACACGAGCGCCCAGUCCUCCGAAAACUACAGUGUAGUGGCUGUCCACAUGCCUGCUGAACAGAAUGAAGGCUUUCAGCAGGCUAUCAAUGACAACAGACAAACCAGUAACCUGCCACUGUCCUCCAGUGGAGAAAGCUGGGAUAGAGUUGGAACAAAUCCAAAGAUGACCUUUCAAGGAGGACCACCAUCACCUGAUAUGGACUCUUGUGAGAGCAAUCCACUGCUGUUGCAGACGGUGCGGGACACCAACGGAGAACUCAUUUUGCCUUCACUCACUUUUAAGUUACCGGGCAGCACAGGUGACAAAGUAUCACCACAUAACUCAGAGAGAAAACCCCUUUUAUCUGACCUCACAGACUCAAAGGACGGGCCAUCAUUGGCAUCCUUGCAGAGCUUCGACGGCUCAGAGUUGACAGACUCAGGAUGUGACGACAGCACUGUAAACACACCAACCCUACCGUACUGCAACACCAAUUACUGCCCAUCUCAAAUAGUUACUUCAUAUUUCCAACAGGGAUUUCAGAACACACCAUCUAGUGAUGUCAUAUUUGAAUCAGGUUACAAACAAAACUGGAUGCCUGCAUCCAAAGACACUUGUAAAUACAGGACAAACUAUCUGUGUAACCGGACUGCUUAUGAAGAGGAGGAGGAAGGUGAGGAAGAAGAAGACAGAGGAGGAGAGGAGAGAUCAAAGCAGCUCCUUCUCGGAGGCUGGGGGUUACAGAUUCAAGAAUAAUUCUCCUCCCUCUCUAUAACCGUUAAGGCCUAAAACCUGCUUUUAUUUUCCAUUUGCCUUAAAGACAUUUCAUCGCAGUAACAAAAGAGGGAGGAGGAAGUUAAUGAGAGCACUGACAGGUACUUUGGUGACAAUGCAGACUUCAAUGGCUUUGCUGUUUGUUGUGCGGCAAAUGAUGCAGAGACAGAUGUUUAAACUCUCCUUAAAUAUGGUUCAAACCUCUGGACCCUUAUAUACAUUUCAUGUCAAAGAUGUGAUAUACUAUGCUCUGCUGUGAAUCUGGUAUUAUUUAUUUAUUAAUCCAUGAUUACGAAAAUAGGUAUGAAUAGUGUUGAAUUGUGAGUUUACAGUUUAUAUGAAGAACUCAGUGUAUAUACUUGUAAAGUCCUUGUUUACUUUGUCAAAUAACCACAUUUUUACAAACAGAAUUUGUAUUUGAAAGAUGUAGAACUGCUGAAAGCUGAACCCAAACCCACCUCUUUCAUAGGUGAUAUAAUCCAAUCUUCUAUUGUCAUGUCAGGGUUAAGAAGGCAAUGCAACCAUGAUAUCCUCCUGAGACCCAAAGUUUUGUUUGGUAAGCAUUUUUAAUUUCUCCUAGAUAUUUGGGAUCAGCAGGACCCAAUAAGUUAAAAAAAAACCUAAACACUGUCAAUGAUAAUUAAGUCCCACUGUCCUAAAACAAGACAACAAUUAAGUCCAAGUGUUCUC
Epinephelus moara (kelp grouper) is the source of this 2748-nucleotide messenger RNA. It is a transcript of the gene ifnlr1, whose product is annotated as interferon lambda receptor 1. The coding region runs from base 256 to 2040 and encodes 594 amino acids. Lineage: Eukaryota; Metazoa; Chordata; Actinopteri; Perciformes; Serranidae. The transcript has 7 exons. The record is from RefSeq and is a predicted model, not a curated record. Gene Ontology annotation, molecular function: protein binding.